AUGUCGCGGAGAGCGCUGAAAGUGAUGGCUGAAGUAGGCCUGAGAGCGGUUUCUUGUCCUGGAGUUCGUCUACCAGCCAAAGAUGAUUUAUACCUCAGCGUUUCCUUCAUGGGCCAGUGUGGCCAGUCUGAAAGUCUCCCUGCUGUCUUCCCUCUGCUCAUCCACGAGAAGAUGACUUUUGAAAAGGCACAUAUUUUCCGACACGCUGUCGACCCCAGAGACAUCACUCUCAUGCUUGCCUAUGAGACAGUCCGGAUAGAGCUGGUGCAGAUGAUGCCUCCAGUGGGGGACACUCUGGCUUGUUUUGAAGAAGAUGCUCAAAGUUUUUUAUUUCCAGAACCCAAGCUUGUUCGCCCCUUCUCUGGAGUGGAUCGAGAGGUUCUGAUGAGCAGAGCACCUCAUUUUCUUGUAGGUCCCAGCCACUGGACACAUAGAGGUAUUGCUCCGAGGUUGGAGUUCACCACCAAAACAACCAUCACUGAGUGCUCACCUGAUGCUGAGGUCAAGGUUUACCCAAAUAAACCCAUGAAGCCAUUUGGAAAGCAGAGCACGAGGCGGUCCAGUAAACCGAGAACAAGAUGUCCUCCACUCCGUGGAGGGGAGCGCGGGGACAGGGCUGACCGUGGGAGGGAGAGCAUCGUCUGGCCUUCAUCAGACCAGCCCAGAUCCCUGUCCCUGUCCCCUCUGAGGGACAGGAACCCUCAGCAUCCGGCCCGGCUUAGCUCAGACUCCACCACUCCCCGCCCGUCAGCAGGUGGCAGAGAAGUGCUUUGUGAGCCAUCCUGUGCAGCACUUAUGCCCACAGUUGCUGAAUUCCUGGCCUGGAACCGGACAGUCUGCAUGGUUGACCAGCUCCUCUUCUCAUCUGACCAAGCCUUCCACCACAGGUUGGUGAAAUACCUGAAGGUGAUCCCAUGUCUUUGGAAACACAGGAGCUCUCUGACAGUCAUCGUGGUCCUCGCCCCUCAGAACUACAGCGGCCCUAUAGAAAAGGGCCCGCUCACAUCAGGCUGGAGUGCAGUCCUCACAGAGCGUGGGAGGAGGUCCACGAUCGAGUUCGGGGACUCCUCACUACUCCUAAAGCUGUGCACAGACUUCUUA
Menidia menidia (Atlantic silverside) is the source of this 1101-nucleotide messenger RNA. The record is from the annotation of a GenBank genome assembly. NCBI's taxonomy places the organism in Eukaryota, Metazoa, Chordata, Actinopteri, Atheriniformes, Atherinopsidae.